This is a messenger RNA of Colias croceus (clouded yellow), 4552 nucleotides long. RefSeq lists its product as uncharacterized. Gene Ontology annotation, biological process: positive regulation of voltage-gated calcium channel activity; skeletal muscle contraction; positive regulation of protein localization to plasma membrane. The record is from RefSeq and is a predicted model, not a curated record. Bases 582 to 3950 code for a protein of 1122 amino acids. The transcript is spliced from 23 exons. Gene Ontology annotation, molecular function: protein binding. Lineage: Eukaryota; Metazoa; Arthropoda; Insecta; Lepidoptera; Pieridae. Gene Ontology annotation, cellular component: extrinsic component of cytoplasmic side of plasma membrane.
UCAGUUUAAAAGUUUACAAGCGUUUGUUAUAAGAGUUUAUACUUUUACACCUGACUUUUGGAUUUUUCUUUAACCCUUUUAAUAAAACUUUCGACACAGUGUAAGUGCGACCAAGUUAUUUGAAUACGAACGUAGUUUCUAGUGUAAAGUGUAUUAAUCAUAGUACGUUGUUUCGUUACAAACAAGUGUGGCCCGUAGUUUAAACAUUAUUUAUUAUAGACUUAGUGAGUGUGUACUGUGUAGUGUUUUAGAGUAAACGGUACUUAGUGACUCAAUAAAUCUUCAAUAUAUUGGUUCAAGAUGUGUUAAAGAUUGGAAGCGGAUGUUUGAAGAAAUCUAUCCUACCUCCUGCACAUGGCUCAAAGUUUCCCUUAUAAAACAUUCCUUAAUCCCUCCACGUCUCGAAAAAGUCAAACUUACACAAAGAAACAUUCCAAAUAUUACUAACCUCGGAUUAAAGUAAGUUGUUAUUGUUUCGAGUAAAGACAAGUAUAAACACACUAAAUAGUAGUGAAAGAUUGAAGCGCGCGUGAACCUCUUCGGAGGGCGCGAGGGGCCGGCGCGAUGCGGUCUCGCCAGGGAUGUACGUAAUAUAUCCUGCAGACGAAGUAGUUUCCCUGACUUACAGCUCGCAUUCGCUGCCCCGGCCUAGGCAGCGGCCAACUUUAGACUUAAUUUUUGGACCGCCGCCGCUCGUGCCGAGUAGAGCGCAGACCCCAGCCCCGUCCCCCGCCCCACCCCGUGCAGUGUCCGUCCCCAAAACGGCGCCCCCGGAGCCAGCACAACGCGCGCCGGCCUCGCCGACGCCGUCCAUCGAGCGGCCGGCAAAGCCGCGCGAGCGCACCAAGGCGAAACUCUUCAAGAAACUGGGCCGCCAUGAGGACACCGAAUUCGGAAAAAUUGUUAGGACGCCUGCACCUGACGAAUUCGAACUACCCGCUCCGCUACCGACUCCAGCAUUCUCCCGAAAGAACAUUUUCGAUCGAGACUUUGAUGCAUUGUUCGAAGUCGCGAGUACCCCAGAGUUUUGUGCCAAUAUACGAGUUACGACUCCAGAGCCCGACCGGCGGUCUGAUGUAUCGGCUCCCCACUUUCCUUCUCCCUCCACCUCCUCACUUAGUUUGCUCCCUCCUCGACCACAAUCAGAACCAACGGCUAACUGCUCACCAGCGCACAGCCCACAAUCGACGCCACCAACUCAACGAUCGUCAUUCGAAGGCACUAACGCAAAGCCGAAAAAAGUCAGCUUUUUUCGCAAAUUCAGCCGGUCAAGAGAAUCGCCUUCGCCACAGCCAGUCAAGAUGCAGCAACCGUCGUUAGAAAUGGCUCUUCGAGAGCUGACUCAUCCAUCACACAACGAGCAAUUGAAAAAUCAACAACAAGUCACUUUUAAAUUAGUCAAAACAGUUGCCGACUUUACGACGCAGUUGUCGCAGGUGUACGAGAGACACUCGACGGAACUACAAGUACUCGUCGCGAAUUUUCGCAAGCGAAACAGUGAACUCCGAAAAGAAAGAGCUUCAUGUCCAUCAUCACUAUUCCACACGUGGGAAACCUUCCUCCAAGAGGUGGAGGCUGAUGUAGUGGGCUUCAGCAACGCGUCUACGUCACUAGAAAGAUCCGUCGCCACACCGCUCGUUGAAAAAACCUUUCAUAUGAAGGUACAAGCCAGGAAACUGUUUGCGCAUCGGGAGGGCUGCGAGGUGAUCCUUGGAAAAGCGGACGAUCAGCUUAACAAGAGUCGUCAGGACUACAGGGCAGCUUUCCUGAACUACUGCGAUAAUUCGAGUCCAGCGAACCUCGCUACAUACUACGAUUCGCAUAAUAACUACGUGCAACAGUUGACAGCUACCAACGCGAUGAUUGAACAAUAUCAUAAGCAUACAUUGCCAACUAUCCUACAGGAAUUGGAGGAAAUUUUAACGGACGUAACGUCGGCCGUCAGCGAUGCUAUUUGUCAGGACGGGGAAAUUAUUUCCGAAAAGUGUACCCACCAGCUCAGAAGAUACGAGUCGCUAUGCGCGCAGUCCCGUGCAGUAUCGAGUACGGCAGAUUUAGCGCACUUAGCGCGUACGCUGCUCAUCAACCAGCCACCACUGAGGACUCCAAAGAGGAACUUCAUGCCGCCCUACCCGCCGGAGCCUGACGAUCCGCCCAUCGACGUGCCUGCGGAAGCGAUGCCUCCAGUGCUGAGAGGCGAGAUGUUGCUGGACAGGAUGAGGGGCGGACAGGCGAGACUCAAUUACGAGCAAUUAAAACAAGACGCUGAAGACCUAGAGCUGCAAAUCAAACAACUGCAGGAAAGCUUGGACUCGCUAGUUCGUCUACAAAAUCGUAGUCUCGAGAAUAGCAUUUAUGGAAAAGUCAACGAAAUUCAAGAGGAGAUAUCUGUGAAGAAAUAUGACUACAGAGCAACGCAAUUGCAUCUAGCCGCUGUUAGAGCUCAGAGGGAGCUAUUUGCGGCUAAAGCAGAUAGCAGUGCACCAGACCGCAAGUUAUCAUCCUCAUCAACCGGCAGUAUGAAGAACAAGUGGCUUAAGGCUUUCAGAAGCCUCAAACCCCCUACAGCCCCACCACCUCAUGCGGGCCAAGACAAAAAAAAUCAAAUGUACCACGCGGUGUCUACGGUUAUGGCGAUGAGGAGGAAUGGAGCCGCUCGCGACAUGCGUGGCGGGGACUCGGAAGCGCAUAAUUUUCAAGAAUACACUUACAAGAAAAUAACUCCUUGCGACGUUUGCUCACAAGUUCUACGAGGUCACACUCGACAAGGCCUCCGAUGCCGUAUGUGCAAGAUGAACGUGCACACAGAUUGCAUGCCGCAGGUCGGCAAAUGCCAAACCAAGUCGAGGCUCCUGCGCCGACAGAAAAGCACUUCCGAAAUCGAAGCCCAUCGAGUCCAAGAUCCUGGAUAUGAUGAAGAAAAGGAGGAAGUGGAUCAGACGUACCAAGUACUGAAGCGCGCCAACGAAAUAGCGAAGCCGGGUGGGGGAGGGCCGGUAGUCCGCGUAUCGGCCCCAGAAGAGCCUCCGCCGGCGCGCUCUCCGGCGCGCCCCUCCACUGGCUUGGCUGUGGCGCCUCAGCAAAUCUCCUCCAGCUCAGGCGCGGCCUCGCGGACCGACGGCGGCAUUCGGCGGCGGCUCUUCGCCGGCGUCAAGAGUUUGUCCAUGUGGGGAUCAAAGUCGCGGCGGGGCUCUCCGCAGCAUCGGUCCAUUUCUCUACCGGAAACGCCGCAUUCACCGAGACGCCAAAAGUUGAAUCUUAGGAUGAAGAGUCUUUCUUUGGAUUCGCCGGAGUGCGGAGACCUGAGGCGGCGACCUGCCAGAGACCAGCCCUCGCAGGGCAGCAGAGUUCUAUAUAACCACAAAGAGAAUUGCAUGAGAUAUGGUUCCUUGAGAAUAAGCAACAACACUGUAUAUAAUUAUUCGCAAUCAUCUCCAUCAUCGCCGGUGCAUAGCCGACGUCUCCUCAGUACUCGUGGCAUUCGGAUGAGCAGCGUGGAACUGCCAGACGAGCCAGACAAGAGUCUGUCCUCGAACAGUGCAAGUCCAUGCCCGUCGCCAGUCAAGCAGCCCACGAAACAUCAGCGUCUCCUCCCCACAAAUCUAUAUGUGAUUCUCUACAACUUCAAGUCGCGUCAUGCUGAUGAACUGGACCUUAAAGCUGGAUACAAAGUGACGGUCAUUGAUACCUCUGACCCCGAUUGGUGGAAGGGAAAGUGUUUGGGAAAAGUGGGAUACUUUCCGUCUAAGUACUGCACUAAACUGCAAGCUGGGGAACGGCCAUUGCAAGUCACUCAUAACCUACAGGUAUCUGACGGUGAUAAUGGCCUGAUGCUGCUGCGCGAUCAGAUCGUGAUCCAAGUCGGUGAUGAAGUGGACGGCAUGGUGAUGAUCCGCUCUGGUGAUAACCGCCAGGGAGUUUGCCCGGUGAAGUUUCUACAGGAAGUGUGACGCUUUAAACUGCCGAACUUCAGCGCUUUCCGACGACGCAGCUCACUCUCAAACGAACCCCGAUCAUACUUACGCCCGCAGCCAUCACACAGUGCCCCAGUGACCCCUUCUGAUAGCGACCCACAAUGGCCAUACGCAGACCAAGAAGCACAUUCUAGCAAAGCAAGAUACGAAGCCUCCGUAGAAGGGGUCUGGUGGUGGAAACGUCCGCUUGGUGUCCGCAGAUCAACUUGCAGACGAUGUGGAGCGUCUUCUUCAUCGCGUCCGCUACAAAUGACCCCCUGUGUACCGCAUGAUGGCUAUGACAGACGACCCACUUCGGACGAACGCCCGCUGAAUAUCCGACAGUUGUACCUCUAAUUUUCCAGUUUUAUUUAUUUGAAUGUCUGAGUCAAUACGAAAACUUCCGCAGCUGUCCACUUGCAGACGAUAUGGAGCGUCUUCUUCAUCGUGGCAAUUACAAAUGAUCUCCCAGUUAAUCUUCCAGUUUCGUAAAUUAAGCCUCGUUAGGCCCCUGAAAAUGAUCCCCUUGUGUAAGAUAAUGUCUUUGAUAGACGAAUCACUUCCUAUGAACGUCCGCUGUAUAUCCGACAUUAUUAUAC